AUGGUCAUUAUACCCUCGAGGGAUGCAAGGACUCCGCACGUACGUACGUGCGGACGGACAGAGAGAGAAAUGGAGAGACGGACUGACAGACGGACAGAAGGGGAUACCACUCACAACAAAAAACGUGUUCAUACUUGGGUGCUGCGCCGUGCAGGAGAACCGAGGUAG
Heterobasidion irregulare TC 32-1 is the source of this 168-nucleotide messenger RNA. RefSeq lists its product as uncharacterized. The transcript has a single exon. NCBI's taxonomy places the organism in Eukaryota, Fungi, Basidiomycota, Agaricomycetes, Russulales, Bondarzewiaceae. Bases 1 to 168 code for a protein of 55 amino acids. The record is from RefSeq and is a predicted model, not a curated record.